UUCAAUGAUUUCUUUUCAUAAUGGUACCAAUAGCAAAAAAAAAUAUGACAGAUAAAAAUCCAAUAUCACCAAAUUCACCUGACAGCGAUUUCACCAAUCAGUGGUCUUUGGAACUCUCUGAGUACUUGAAAUUUGACGAUGAUAUAUGGCCAGAUGAUGAUACUGAGCCAUUUGUGUCUGAACAUGUCCCGAACCGUGACAUUCAACAAGCUAAUGAAUUUGUAGGUGAUUUUGGAGGAAGUGGAAGCCAAAUUGAUGGGUCUUCUAGUAGAGGUGUCAGCAAUGAAGGUGAGAAGAAGGAAAUUAGAGAUCAUAAAGUUGCAUUCAAAACCAAGUCAGAGGUUGAAAUUCUGGAUGAUGGGUUCAGAUGGAGGAAGUACGGAAAGAAGAUGGUGAAAAACAGCCCCAAUCCAAGGAACUACUAUAGGUGUUCAGCGGAUGGAUGCCAAGUGAAAAAGAGAGUUGAGAGAGAUGUGGACGAUCCAAGUUAUGUAAUAACAACCUACGAAGGCACACAUACUCAUCCAAGUUCUCACUAGAUCAAGUUUUGGCAUCUUCAUGGACCAAAACUAGCUACUACUAUUUACCCUAACUACGUUGCCUAGUGUUAUGAGGCAUGAGUGUUAAGAGUUGGUAAAUUCUCAUGUAGAAUAUGAAGACCGUUUCUUGUUUCUACAAGAACAAAAACAAAAGAUCGGAUUUUGGUUGCUUUAUGAUCAUGUUCAUAAUAUAUAGAACCAGGUUUACCACUUUUGAGUUUUGACUA
Messenger RNA from Medicago truncatula (barrel medic), 766 nucleotides. RefSeq names its product probable WRKY transcription factor 50. Lineage: Eukaryota; Viridiplantae; Streptophyta; Magnoliopsida; Fabales; Fabaceae. Gene Ontology annotation, molecular function: DNA-binding transcription factor activity; sequence-specific DNA binding. The record is from RefSeq and is a predicted model, not a curated record. Bases 21 to 539 code for a protein of 172 amino acids. The transcript is spliced from 3 exons. Gene Ontology annotation, biological process: regulation of DNA-templated transcription.